ACCUCCUCUACCGCCCCCACCGCGCACCCCGCAGACGCAUCGCAGCCAUGGCCUCCGAGCCAGUCAACCUCCACAAGGACCCCCUCACCGGCGAGCUCAUCUCCAAGACCGAGCUCAAGCGUCGCGAAAAGCAGCGCGAAAAAGACGCGAAGAAGGCUGCUGCCGCCGCCAAUGCACCGCCUACAGCUGCCAAGGCCGCGGCUCCCAAGGACGAGGACCUGAACCCAAACCAAUACUUUGAACUACGCUCCCGCCAAAUUCAAAAGCUGCGCGAGACACAGAACCCCAACCCCUACCCCCACAAGUUCGACGUAUCCAUCUCCAUUGCCUCGUACAUCAAAAAAUACGGCAAGGAGGGCUUGAUCGAGCCCGGGAGCAAGCUCGAGGGCCAGGUCGAGAUGGUCGCCGGCCGCGUCCACAACAUCCGUGCCGCCGGUCAGAAGCUGCGCUUCUACGAUCUGCACGGCGAGGGGCACAAGGUGCAGAUCAUGGCCACCCAGCAGGACGACGACGACCCUGAUUCGUUCAUCACCACCCACGACAUUUUCCACCGCGGCGACAUCGUCGGUGUCGUCGGCACUCCCUCCCGCACCAAGAAGGGCGAGCUCUCCAUCACCCCCUUCAAGAUGGUCCUCCUCGCGCCCAACCUCCACCAACUGCCCUCGGGUCACUUUGGCCUCAAGGACCAAGAGACCCGCUACCGCAAGCGCUACCUCGACCUCAUUCUCUCCGACGAGACCCGGCGCAUUUUCGUCACGCGCAGCCGCAUCAUCAACUACAUCCGCCGCUUCAUGGACACGCUCGGGUUCCUCGAGGUCGAGACGCCCAUGACGAGCAUGAUCGCCGGCGGCGCGACCGCCAAGCCCUUCGUCACGCACCACAACGACCUCGACCUCGACCUCUACCUCCGCAUCGCGCCGGAGCUCUACCUCAAGCAGCUCGUCGUCGGCGGGCUCGACCGCGUGUACGAGAUCGGACGCGUGUUCCGCAACGAGGGCAUCGACCUCACGCACAACCCCGAGUUCACGAUCUGCGAGUUCUACAUGGCGUACGCGGACAUGUACGACGUGAUGGACAUCACGGAGGCCCUGAUUGAGGGCAUGGUCAAGUCUCUGACCGGGCAGACGACGCUCAAGUACCAGCCGGAAGGCAAGGACGGGAAGGAAUACACGCUCGAUUUCCGGAGGCCGUGGAAGAGGUACGACAUGAUCGAGACCCUGGAGGAGAAAUUGGGCGUCAAGUUCCCCCCGGGCGACACCUUGCACACCGACGAGACUAACGUCUUCCUCCGGGACCUGUGCAAGAAGCACAACGUUGACUGCAGCGAGCCCCGAACGAACACUCGUCUGCUCGACAAGCUCGUCGGCGAGUUCAUCGAACCGCUUUGCAUUUCCCCCGCCUUCAUCGUCGGCCAUCCACAAGUGAUGUCUCCGCUCGCCAAGUGGCACCGCUCGCGGCCGGGCUUGUGCGAGCGUUUCGAGGGCUUCAUGUGCGGCAAGGAGUUCUGCAACGCCUACACCGAGUUGAACGACCCCUUCGAGCAGCGCGCGCGCUUCGAGGAGCAGGUGAGGCAGAAGAACCUGGGCGACGACGAGGCUCAGGACAUCGACGAGACGUUCGUCGACGCCCUCGAGCACGGUCUCCCGCCCACCGGCGGGUGGGGCAUCGGCAUCGACCGGCUGGUCAUGUUCCUCACCAACUCCACCAACAUCAAGGAGGUGCUCCUCUUCCCCGCGAUGAAGCCCAUCGAGACGGCCGUGAACGCCGCGGUCGCGAAUCCCGGGCCUGGCGGGCAGGUUUAGGGUCUCUGCCGCUUGGCUUUUGCUCGGAGAUGCGCACUCCUCCGUGCUCCCCUGUGCCAAGAACGGUUGUCGGACGGCGGCCCCGCGAAGGCUUGGCUAUCCGUCGUUGGCCUGCAUGUAUCUCCCCCGAGUCUCGAGUAUCUAGAAAAAGAAAACGACGCACUGCUAGGACAAGCGCGCGUCGGUGUUAUCUCAUCGUCACGCCUAUAUAUGCACAGGGGGGAUCUCCCGAGCACCCAUGCG
Messenger RNA from Heterobasidion irregulare TC 32-1, 2045 nucleotides. RefSeq lists its product as uncharacterized. Gene Ontology annotation, cellular component: cytosol; cytoplasm. Lineage: Eukaryota; Fungi; Basidiomycota; Agaricomycetes; Russulales; Bondarzewiaceae. Gene Ontology annotation, molecular function: lysine-tRNA ligase activity; ATP binding; tRNA binding. The record is from RefSeq and is a predicted model, not a curated record. The transcript is spliced from 10 exons. Bases 48 to 1802 code for a protein of 584 amino acids. Gene Ontology annotation, biological process: lysyl-tRNA aminoacylation.